AUGGCGGUACCGGGCUCCUCACACGACCAGGCCUGGAACCUGGGCCCUCCCACUCCCACGGCCCCUACCUCCUCGUCCUCGGGCCCCCAGGAACGGGAGGGCGCCGGGAGCCCAGUUGUCUCCAGGGGGCUUCCCUUGGAGAAGGUCAAACGGCCCAUGAAUGCGUUCAUGGUGUGGAGCUCCGCCCAGCGCCGCCAGAUGGCGCAGCAGAACCCGAAGAUGCACAACUCGGAGAUCUCCAAGCGCCUGGGCGCGCAAUGGAAGCUGCUGGGAGAGGAUGAGAAGCGGCCCUUCGUGGAGGAGGCUAAGCGGCUCCGAGCCCGGCACCUGCGCGACUACCCCGACUACAAGUACAGGCCCCGGCGCAAGACCAAGAGCGCGGGCGCCGGGUCACCCCACUUCAGCCAGGGAAGCAGUGGCGUGGCUGGCGGCGGGCCAGUCUGGGGGCCUGGAUAUGCAGCCAACCAGGGGAGCAGAGGCUUUGGGUACCAACCCCCCAACUAUUCGACAGCCUACCUUCCUGGCAGUUAUGCCUCUUCCCACUGCAAACCUGAGGGCCCCGCGCCGUGCUCUCUCCCUCAGAGUAACCCAAGGCUCCAGGGGGAGCUACUCCCCGCUUACAGCCCCUACCCACCACCAGGCUCUCCCACUCUGUACAACCCACCCCUCUCAGGGACCCCCUUGCCCCUGACCCACCUCUAA
Messenger RNA from Rangifer tarandus platyrhynchus (Svalbard reindeer), 702 nucleotides. The record is from the annotation of a GenBank genome assembly. NCBI's taxonomy places the organism in Eukaryota, Metazoa, Chordata, Mammalia, Artiodactyla, Cervidae.